This is a messenger RNA of Amoebophrya sp. A25, 1566 nucleotides long. Lineage: Eukaryota; Dinophyceae; Syndiniales; Amoebophryaceae. The record is from the annotation of a GenBank genome assembly.
UGUUGGCGCACUAAGUAACCUUGAUGAGAAAAGACAUGAGGAUAUUAAGGAACAAAAAUAUAUUUUUUGUCAAUGCUAAGUAGUAAUAAAUGAUGGAACUGGAAGGUUUUUCGUAGAUGAAAACGUAGAGGCACGAGCAACUACAUUAGAAACUACUGCACAUCAUAGCAACCUCAAUCAAGAAAGGAUGCCAGGCGAUAUCGCAUCUUUCGUGCUGAAUCACUUGGCUCGGUUUCGCAGCGCAGGAGGUGGAAGUCUGCAGAAGACGAGUCGAUCCAGCGCAGCUCAGUUGCCACUUGAGCGGGGAAAGUCCGCGUUUGUAAAAAUUACGGUUUAAGUAUGUUUUUCCUUAUCCACCCACCUGUCGUGUCGUGUUCAAUGAGAAGCGAGGCUUGGAAUCGAUCCUAGGUACUUAGUUAGUAGAAUCCAUACAGGUUUUUAGCUGGAUGACGAGAAUCUCCUGCUAAGAAUCAGCUUUCCGAACGGUCGGACGCUGCAAGGUCAAUGUGGCGAGUUCCAGAGAGAAAAGCGAAUUCGUGCAUUAUUCAUACUUACUAAUCCUUCUGCGUCAGGUGAAGUCGCCGGACUUCAUAUCUAGUCGGUGCUCCUACGAAAACCUGGCGAGGAUGUGGCCGAGACAUUAUGUACUUUUUACGUCAAAUAAACACAGCUUUGACGUCUUAACCUCGGAAAUUGAAAAAGUAGAGCAGCAUUCAGCAACACUUCACUGGUGUAUUAUUAAUAUCAUUGUAUUUUUAGAAUCUUGAUAACGCUCGUCAAAGCACUAAAUAAAACAACCGGUUAGUUUUUACCUCUAAACCUUAGGUUUAUCCCAUGAAGCAAAAUAUUAAUAUCUUGAAUAGAGUUAGGUGACGUCGCUUCGUUCUGGCUCGGCCGAUCUAUCUCAUUUUCACGCUUGAUCAUGAUCAGUAGCAUUGGUGAUUCUUCCAGGUUCGAACUUGGGUCUAGUCGUAGCGCCGACCCAAUUCUUCUGGUUUACGGAGCACCGCACAAAUUGAGGUGACGAGAUGAACUGAUGCGGAAGUGCGGUGAUGUGUGAAAAAGGAACAAAAAAGCGGAGUCGAGCAGCGGCCUCCAUGCCUUCCUCAACCGAGAUUACAUUAUCUCUUGUUAGUGGUCAAUAUAAGCCUAGUACUGGUUAUGAUUUCUUGCUCCCCUUGAUGGGUCUCUAUUUUGAGUUUGUGCGCCCCUGCGAGACCACGAAGAUUCAGGUCCUCCAAAUGGAAUGUUCCGCUUGAUGAGGCUCGAUGCCCCGAUAAAGAAAGACAGAAUGAAGGUGAAAUGUUCUUGAUUUAAGGGUAAGGCAUAGCAGGAACAGAAGCGUCCUCGAGUCUUUCGACGUGAUCAUACACUUGAAAGAUACAGAAACCAUCACUCUCCUGCGCUGUUCGUUGAGGAGGUUGCGGAACAUGAAACUAGACCUCGAUCCGAACAACUACACCAUGAGAAGUUCAUCAUUUUUCUCUCACUCUCUGGAACUUCGCAAAAAAUAUCUCGAAUUAGCGAGAAAACAAUCAGAGCAGACGCAACACACCUGAGCAGGAG